UUUUUUUUUUUUAAAUGUCUAAACAAACUAAAGGUAAUUCACAAGACAAAAAUAGAUCAAGUUCUAGUAUUAACAAGACUAUUUACAAGAUAAUAAGAAUUCUUCAAUGAAAAAGGAAACCAAGAAAGAAAAAAAGGCUCAAUUAGAUGAGAUCGAUGAGAUUUUUAAUAAAAAGAAAAAGAUGGACACUUCUGAAAUCGAUGACAUUUUCAACACAAAAUCCAUCAAGGACGCAAAGAAUACAAAGGAUACUGUAGAAAAAACCCCUACUCCUUUAUCCAAAAAUGCAAAGAGAAAAGCUGCUAAAAAGGCAAAACAGGCUAAAGAAGAAAAGGUGAAAGAAGAGUCAGAUGAUGACAAUCAAAAAGAAGAAGAAGAAGAAGAAGAAUUAAAUGAAAAAGAUGUAAAGAAAGUAGAAGAAGUUGUAUUUGCUGAAUUAGCUGCUGCUAAAACUAACAAGAACCCCAAAAAGCGUCCUGCACCUGAUGCUGAUGAAGAUUUUGGUGACUCUCGAGGGCUCAAAAAGUCCAAUCGUUUUACUGAUGAUGGAUACCCUAUUUAUGAUGUUAAAGAUUUAAAUAUUGGUAAUGGUUUAGAUACGCCUGAUUGUCCAUUUGAUUGCCAAUGUUGCUUUUAAAGUAAAUUCCUUUCUUUUUCUUUCUUUCUUUUUUCUUUCUUUUUUCUUUUUUUUUUUCUUUUUUAAUAAAGUGCACAAGAUAUACAUAAAUAUUU
This is a messenger RNA of Cokeromyces recurvatus, 732 nucleotides long. RefSeq lists its product as uncharacterized. The record is from RefSeq and is a predicted model, not a curated record. NCBI's taxonomy places the organism in Eukaryota, Fungi, Mucoromycota, Mucoromycetes, Mucorales, Mucoraceae. The coding region runs from base 107 to 637 and encodes 176 amino acids. The transcript is spliced from 3 exons.